This is a messenger RNA of Macrobrachium nipponense, 2636 nucleotides long. RefSeq lists its product as uncharacterized. The coding region runs from base 175 to 1461 and encodes 428 amino acids. Gene Ontology annotation, biological process: response to heat; protein refolding. The record is from RefSeq and is a predicted model, not a curated record. Lineage: Eukaryota; Metazoa; Arthropoda; Malacostraca; Decapoda; Palaemonidae. Gene Ontology annotation, cellular component: cytoplasm; nucleus. The transcript is spliced from 4 exons.
GCCUGUAUGAGUUGCAGUGCCAAAGUGGGAGUGUACUUAAAACAAACAUCCCGAGUUCUAGACGAUCAGUUGAGCCUGGUUCCGGCACAGGGCACCGAGGAUUUCAUUUGCGCCCGUUUAUUCAAAGAAAAUUGCGUGAAACAUACCCAGAAGAAAUUGUCCAGAAAGUAAAUAAUGUCCCUCGUCAGCUCAGUGCUUGGGGAUUUGGCUGAAGGAUUCAGCCUCCCCAUUACGAGGAGAGGCCUCUUCUCCCAGGAUGAUUUCUUCCAGGGCUUCCAGAAGGACUACAGCAGCGCCGUAGAGGACGUGCUGAACCGGUGGGGAUCGAGAGCGUCCAAGGCAGAUCGGUUCGCUUCCUACAAACGCCUCCGGGAGAGAGAUGCCUCCGACGAUAGCAAGGCCGCGACCAUUUCGGAAACGGAAGGCGCCUAUGUGAUCGUCAUUGACAUGAGCGACUUUGCCAACGGCGAAAUAACAGUGCAGACCGUUCAGUGUUCAGCUGUCGUCGAAGGUAAAUAUGGAGACAGGACCUACAAGAGAAGCUUCCCUUUGCCAAAUAACACAGUCAUUGACGGUGUGAAAGCUGACCUCUCAGACGACAAUAUCCUCACUGUUACCGCUCCUAGGAAGGGUAGAGCUGUCGCCAUCGGCACCUCUGACUCCACAGGAAGUGCAUCCACUGGGACUUCCCAGGCAGGCGUUUCGUCCAUUGAAGCUCAGAUUAUUCCCACAGAAUGUCAAAGUUCUCUUUCAUCCUCCUGCACAACCACAAAAGGAAGGCCGAUUCCUAUGACCCUCGAGGGAGAAUCAGCUGUUGCCUCCACUGCAGCACAAGUUGUGAAAAAUGAGGCCCUAUCUACAGAACGCAGGUCCUCCCAAAGCAGGAUCAUCCCUCUCAAUAUAGAAGGCGAGACAAGCUCUACCACAUCUGCGGCAACCACUACAGAAACCACCAAGGAGGUCUCUGAGAGAAUUAUUCCAACAGCUGUUCAAGAACAGCAAGGAUACAGGACCAUGACGUCGUCAUACCAGAACAGGGUACUCCCCAUCAACAAGCGAGGGAGGUUCUUCCAGGACGCUGCCUUUGAGAACGUCUGGAGAGACUUCGAGACCGCCAUCGACGAACUAGUAACUCGAAGGGGCUCGCGCGCUGGAAUGGAGGAUGACCGGGACCAAUUCCAGUCUUACAGAAACCUGCGUGACAUAGUUCAGCAAGAUGAUAACCAGGCAGCGACUGUCUCCAAAGAGAACAAUGAAUGUAAGAUUGUCGUGGACGUCAAAGAUUUUGUAGAUGGCCACCUUGACGUGAAAGCAAUAGAGGGCGUGAUCAUCGUAUCGGGAAAGAAAGGACACUACACCUUCGAGAAGCGCUUCACGGUCGCUAGUCUCAAGCAGCCCGACAAAGUGACGGCGGCAAUAUCUGCCGACGGUGUCCUUACAAUAACUGCUCCUCUGUUUUAGAAUUGCAAAUCGAGGCCCCUUGCUGGAGUCCUUGCCAUCACAGCUUCUCUGAAAAUGUAUUAAAAAACUAAAGACCAUUCCAAAAGAUGAAUGAACCGAGAAUAUCAGUAAUCUGCCGGGGAGGUCCUCUACAAUCAUAGCUCUACUGUAAAGGACCUCCAGCGCCAAGGGCCUUUGCAAAACUGAAGGAUGCCUAAAAAGUCCAUUUCAGCUGAUAUUUCAACAUUAUGACUCCUCAAUAAAGUAGAAAAGGGGCCCCUUGCAAACAGGAAAACUCCCAGAAAGUUAGCAUCGGUCAUCAUUGUCAAUAUUCUGGUUCCACCAUAAAUGAACUUCAUAAUUAAAGACCGUCACUGACUGGGAAUAAAUUUUUUAAAGCCAAAAUCGAUGUGGUCUUCAGAACAUCAAAACACAGCACCAUUGCAAAUGAACCUCAACGAUGAAGGCCAUUGCAAAAACAUCGACGCAAAUUUCUUAGCCUACGGUCUUUGCCAAACUAGAUUUUUAAAACGGAGGGCCCUCUCAAAAUCGGACAAAUCAACUGAAAUUCUUCAAUUUGUGCCUCUGUUUUCAAGAGCUUGCUUAUCUAUCAGAGCAACUGAUUUUGACAAACAAAACUUUUGACCAAGUCCGCAAAAUUCUCAUGGAAUCCAUUCGUGCUGAAAAAUUCCGUUGAAGACGAUCUCAGUAGUUUAAAAAGAGAAAGUAAGAUAUUAUCAACUUUUGAAUUGAAUAGUAAAAAUAUCUAGAAGAAGCAGGUGAAAAGCAAGUGUAUUCGCUGAAAAAAAAAAUGGACAGAAGACUUAAUUCGGUGUCAGAAAAAGUAAUCUUAACAAAAACAUGGAUGACAAGAGCGAUGGAGAUAACUGAAACAUUAAUAUUACCCAAAGGAAUAAGCACGUUCGUCAGAAAGAAGAUAAUGAAGUGUCUAGUAAGCAUGCGAAAUGGGUUCGUAUCUUCAAAUUCACUUCUUGCUUAAAAUUUGAAAAGCACCAUGAGCUGUGACCCUUGCAGCAUACAUUAGGGCUGCAGUGUAAGCAGCAAUGGAGCACAACGAAGCCCAAUAUGCAAGUUUAAAGAAGAUGCCUCAUCUGUCUGCCGAAUUGACGCACUUUUAAUCGCCGUCGAGUUAGAAGAUUCGAGAUUUGUAUAUUUUAGUAAAUUUCAAUUCUGAC